This is a messenger RNA of Dryobates pubescens (Downy woodpecker), 2654 nucleotides long. It is a transcript of the gene TOR2A, whose product is annotated as torsin family 2 member A. Bases 31 to 993 code for a protein of 320 amino acids. The record is from RefSeq and is a predicted model, not a curated record. NCBI's taxonomy places the organism in Eukaryota, Metazoa, Chordata, Aves, Piciformes, Picidae. Gene Ontology annotation, molecular function: ATP hydrolysis activity; ATP binding. Gene Ontology annotation, cellular component: nuclear envelope; endoplasmic reticulum lumen; endoplasmic reticulum. The transcript has 5 exons.
GUGCGGGCGGUGUCGGGGCGAGCGGCCGCCAUGGCCACCGGAGCGGCGGUGGCGCUGCCCCCGGUGCUGUUGCUGCUGGCGGCGAUCGCCGCCUGCCCUGCCGCCGCUUGGGAUCUAUGGGCACUGCGCUGCGGCUUCUCAGCGGACUGCGAGUGCAGCUUCGGGGCCGACCUGCGCGGUCUGGAGUGUGACUUGGCCACGAAGCUGGUGGGGCAGCCCCUGGUGAGGCAGCAGGUGAUGAAAGGAGUGAGUGAGUUCCUGGAGAAACGGAAUCCAGAGAAACCGCUCGUGAUGUCCUUCCAUGGCUCAACUGGAACAGGCAAAACCUACGUGAGCUCCAUGCUCAUCCGUUACCUCUUCCAAGGUGGACUCCAGAGCCCCUAUGUUCAUCAGUUCUCACCAAUAGUGCACUUCCCCCAUGCUGAGCAAAUAGAGCAGUACAAGGCAAGUCUGAAGAGCUGGAUCCAAGGGAACUUGACCAAGUGUGGACGGUCAGCCUUUCUCUUUGAUGAAAUGGAUAAGAUGCACCCUGGGCUGAUCGAUGUGAUCAUACCAUUCCUGGGAUCCUCGUGGGUUGUGUAUGGGACAAACUACCGCAAAGCAAUCUUCAUCUUCAUAAGCAAUGCAGGAGGGGAGCAGAUCAACAAAAUGACGCUGGGUCUCCGGCAUGCUCACAAAGACCGAGAGGAGAUCAGCCUUCAGGACCUGGAGCCAGCCAUCUCUAAAGCCGUGUUUGAAAACCCUCAGAGUGGAUUCUGGAAAUCCAGGAUCAUUAAUGAACAUCUCAUAGAUUUUGUUGUGCCCUUCCUCCCACUGAAGCGCCACCACGUAAAGCAGUGCGUUGUCAGCGAACUUGUCCUGCAAGGCCUGGAAGUACGCACAGCUGUUGUCGAGGAGGUAGCUGACAGCAUCCCCUACUUUCCAGAAGAAGAGAAACUAUUCUCAUCAACAGGCUGCAAAACAGUGGCGUCUCGGAUCAGUUUUUUCUUCUAGUCAUUGGCAAGGCCCUUGUUCAGAUCCACAGGGGACAUACAGGAAGCUGUAAAGUGGCAGAGCCCAGGGCUAGCCCCAUAAGCAGCAGGUGCUGUGUGUUCCUUCUCAGCAGCACAAGUACUCUCCUCCUGAACUUGUCUCUCCAAGCCCAAGGAGGCCACUGCAGGAUGCAGCCGCAGGACCAAGUGAUGUGAUUUAAAGCACUUCAGUGAUGUACCCUUGGCCAGGUGAGGGUGGAUAUGACCAGUUUGGCACAACACCCAGGAUAUCUCUGACAAUGAGGGAAAGAUGCCAAGAGGGCCGACUGUGUCAGGAAGGUUUCUCACCCACUUGGAGCUCUUCUCUCUUCUGGCAGCUAUUGAUACUCAACACAUCAGGAUUCUGAGCCCACAAAAGAAUGUUCUUUUUCCUCCGGCAUUUUAACAGUUUUUAGAAACCUUUAUGUGUGGCUGCAGCUUGGCCCCUUUGUACAGCAUGAUGGUGCUGCUGUGGACUCCUGCGGUGCUGGCCUAUGGAUACCACUGCAGAAGAGGUUAUUUUUCCAAGGAAAUUUUAGAACAGGUGGUGCUGUAGGUGAAUAGGUUGGUAAAGACCAACUUCACCAUCAGCAAGUGAUGGUGAUGGGGGAAUGUUACAACAUUUGAUCUGCCAAGGUUCUUCCUACCACCCCCUUGUUUAUCUUUCUUCUAAGGUCCAAAGGAUUUCCCUGCAGCAAACCAGAAAACCAACAAAAAGACUUCCUUGUUUUACCAGCUGUGAAAAAUAUCAGUCCUACCUCCAGGGGAGCCCAUGGUGCCACUAACAGUUUUGAAAAUUCCUUUUUUUCAGUGCUGAAUUGUAGAGCAGGCUAAGAGUAGAUGCUGGGAGACGCUGAGCCUCUUUACGUUGCUGUCUGUCAGACCUUGCAGGUUUUGGCUGGGCCAGUGUCCAUUCAGCUUCUGGGGAGCAUCACAACAGGGGACCAAGAGACAACCUAAGAGUUAGUGCUCCGCAGGCUCCCAAGCAUGGAGUUGAACAGCACCGCUGGCCUUUGCCCAGGUUUUAAUCUCCUCUGUGUAGUCAGUUAUGGGAGAACAGAGGAACCAGAACUGUUCACCUUCUAGGAACAAACUGCCCAAGGGAUGGGGGCAGGCAUGCUUCACUCGGGCCAUAUACUGAAAAGAGCUGCCAGAGCUUGGGACCAUUCCAGGUCCAGGGACACAGCUGUGGUGACAGCAAUUUUAGAUACCGCCCAACUGCUGCCUGAGAGCUGGCACAAAAAUUCUGCCUCUACAAAAAAGGUUAUGAAUUUCUAAUUCUAAAAUAGAACUUCUGUGAAAUAAACAGUUGGAGAACAGUCUCUUACUCGGAUUCUUGACUGCAGCUAGUACAGAAGGGCUUGAAAGGUUUGCCCUCGCUGGCUGAUGCGAUGGUAUUUUGGGGAUUUUGCAGCACAGUGCUGAUGCUCUCUAACUAGGUAACUGGAAACAAGACAGUAGCCUUUUCCUGGGGAUGAGAUAAAAUGACAGUAGCUCUGCCAGAAAGUCCUCCACAGAUGAGCCAGUGUAGGGCUGUCCCUCAGAGACUCCCUGUGUCCUCAGGCACUGCUUCCUUUCUGUCAUCCUCUACUGUCAGCAGCAGCCUGGGGACAAGUGGCAGUGCUACAGGCCUGCAGUAAUCCC